Molecule: messenger RNA, 1719 nt
Organism: Dromiciops gliroides (monito del monte)
Lineage: Eukaryota; Metazoa; Chordata; Mammalia; Microbiotheria; Microbiotheriidae
Gene: SMARCE1
Product: SWI/SNF related, matrix associated, actin dependent regulator of chromatin, subfamily e, member 1
Exons: 11
Coding region: 369-1655 (428 amino acids)
Biological process (GO): negative regulation of DNA-templated transcription
Cellular component (GO): SWI/SNF complex
Molecular function (GO): nuclear receptor binding; nucleosomal DNA binding
Source: RefSeq, a predicted model, not a curated record
CUUCCUGUCUAUGGCUGUCGUCUUCCUCCCCGCCCCUCCUACUCCUGCCCCUGUGACGAAUCUGCACUCGGUUAGAAAAAACGCCGGAAUUCUAGAAACUUUGAGGGAAAAAGGGGGCGAACUCGGUUCCAGAGACGUCCUCGCCCGGCAAUGCCGUGGCUUCAAGCCCUUUCUUCCUCCCAGGAGCUUCCUCUGGCUCUAAUCCCGAGUCCGACCUUGUGUCGAAAGUGCGACCGCGAAAGCGGCGGCGCGGUGCGAGGGGGCGGGGCCUGCGCGGGACAAAGGAAGAGGAGCCGGAGUGGCGGCCUCUUUCUAGAGCUCGGUGUCCCAAGUUCAUUGUUAAGGGACUGAGAACUUAAUCUUCCAAAAUGUCAAAAAGACCAUCUUAUGCCCCACCUCCCACCCCAGCUCCUGCAACACAAAUGCCCAGCACACCAGGGUUUGUGGGAUACAAUCCAUACAGUCAUCUGGCCUACAACAACUACAGGCUGGGAGGGAACCCGGGCACCAACAGCCGGGUCACGGCUUCCUCUGGCAUUACAAUUCCCAAACCCCCAAAGCCACCAGAUAAGCCUCUGAUGCCCUAUAUGAGAUACAGCAGAAAGGUUUGGGACCAAGUAAAGGCUUCCAACCCUGACUUAAAGUUAUGGGAGAUUGGCAAAAUUAUUGGUGGGAUGUGGCGAGACCUUACUGAUGAAGAGAAACAAGAAUAUUUGAAUGAAUACGAAGCAGAAAAGAUAGAGUAUAAUGAAUCUAUGAAGGCCUAUCAUAAUUCACCUGCAUACCUUGCUUACAUCAAUGCAAAAAGUCGAGCUGAAGCUGCAUUAGAGGAGGAAAGUCGACAGAGGCAGUCCCGAAUGGAGAAAGGAGAACCUUAUAUGAGCAUCCAACCAGCAGAGGAUCCAGAUGACUAUGAUGAUGGUUUUUCAAUGAAGCACACAGCCACUGCCCGGUUCCAGAGAAACCACCGUCUAAUCAGUGAGAUAUUAAGUGAAAGUGUGGUGCCAGAUGUUCGUUCAGUCGUUACCACAGCGAGAAUGCAGGUUCUCAAACGACAGGUUCAAUCCUUAAUGGUCCAUCAGAGAAAAUUAGAAGCUGAACUCUUACAAAUAGAAGAACGUCACCAGGAAAAGAAGAGGAAGUUCUUAGAAAGCACAGAUUCAUUUAACAACGAACUCAAGAGGUUGUGUAGCUUAAAAGUGGAGGUGGACAUGGAAAAAAUAGCAGCUGAAAUUGCCCAGGCAGAGGAACAAGCCCGAAAACGGCAGGAGGAACGAGAGAAAGAAGCAAUGGAGCAGGCAGAGCGCAGCCAAAGUGGUGUCAGUGCUGCUGCCACUGCUGCUGCUGCCGCCGCUGCUAGUAACACUGGUACCACUGAGGAUGACCAGACAGUCAGCAAAGGUGAUGAGAAGAAGGAAGAGGAAAGCACUCCAAUGGAGACAGAAGAAACACACCCAGAGGAAACUACAGAAAGUCAACAGAAUGGUGAAGAAGGAACAUCUACCCCUGAAGAUAAAGAGAGUGGCCAAGAGGGAGUAGAUAGUAUGGCAGAAGAAGGGACCAGUGACAGCAACACUGGGUCAGAAAGCAACAGUGCAACAGUGGAGGAGCCUCCAACAGACCCUACACCAGAGGACAGUGAGAAGAAAGAAUAAAUGUUAACGAAUUCCAUGUGUUUUGAAUUAUUUUUUUUAAUGAAAUACUGUUUUUGAGUUUUAA